Sinocyclocheilus rhinocerous is the source of this 1056-nucleotide messenger RNA. Its product is annotated as microtubule-associated protein 1B-like. The record is from RefSeq and is a predicted model, not a curated record. The transcript has a single exon. The annotation marks the transcript as partial. Lineage: Eukaryota; Metazoa; Chordata; Actinopteri; Cypriniformes; Cyprinidae.
AAAAAAGAUCUUGGUGCAAAGCCCAAGAAAGAUAUUAAACCUGAUUUGAAAAAGGAGAUUAAGAAAGAGGUCAAACCAGAAGACAAAAAAACUACCAAAACUCUUGGCAAGGAUGUUAAGAAAGCCACUGGAAAUUUGCCAGGCAAUGCAGAGGCUAGAAAGACAGUUGGCAAGUAUGGCUCACUAAAGAAAGAUUUGACGCUCCCUAAAAAGGAUCCUUUGACCAAAGGGAAGCCAAAGCAAGACAAAAAGGAGCCUGACAAUCUGAAACCCUCAAGUGCAGUCCAGUCAAAGACUUCUACACCUGGGGACAUUACUGCCCAGUUGGAAAAGUUGGGGAUGGAGAAUGAACAUGGGCCAUUGGAGGAUGUUGAAGGCAACCAUGUGAGCUCAAGAACAGAUUGUGCCUCUGAGAACAAUGACAAGCAGGUGAAUGGCUGUACAACAGUUACUGAUGAAAGUCCAGAGAAGUUUCGCAGUAUGGAUGGGGCCCCUGACUCAAACAGUGCUAUUGGACUUCCCUCCCCACUUGCUCCAAAGAGUGAGAAAAGUGUUAAUUUUGAUAUCACACCAACAGAGCUUGAUGGAUGCCUCAAAGACGAUGUCUGUACAAGCUCGGAUGAAAAAACCCUUGAGUUAUUUUCCCCCACAGACUCUGGGAAGAACAGUUCAGGGCAUUACCCACAAUCCCCUGACAAUUCUUCUCAGGUCUCUGGUGAAGAUUGCAAGUUAGGUCUCAGGAACUCUGGUCUCGGUUUUGAAGACAGUCAGCAAGUCUGCAAGAACUCGAUGGCAGGUUGUUCAAGAAGCAAUAUAGAAAACAGCUCCAUAUCGUCACAAGAUAGACAAUCAAGCUUUCUCUCCUCGACUUCUCUUAAAGAUACUCUACCCGAUGCCUCUCCCAGCAUCACUUCCUUUCCUGCGGAAGUUGGCUCUCCACACUCCACUGAAGUAGAUGAUUCGUUAUCGGUUUCCUUCGAACAAGUGCCUGUUUGUCAUUCACAGGAAGAGUUGAGCAGCUUGGCAUACACUAAUGGACAUUUAGCAGACCGUGAC